Molecule: messenger RNA, 1083 nt
Organism: Episyrphus balteatus (marmalade hoverfly)
Lineage: Eukaryota; Metazoa; Arthropoda; Insecta; Diptera; Syrphidae
Product: osteocalcin 2-like
Exons: 3
Coding region: 123-953 (276 amino acids)
Source: RefSeq, a predicted model, not a curated record
AUUUUUUUAAAAUUUUGCAAUCGAGAUGGAUGUAUAGCUUCAGUUUACAAUAGACUUUGGUGCGAGAUUGAUCGUUUUUUUUAGUAGUUGUUUAGCUGAUAGUGCAAAAUAUUAAAUCCAUAAUGAUGAAAAGGAUAAUAUUGCUGAUUGUCCUACUUGCUAUUAGUAUUGUUGAAAAAUCAACAGCACAAGAUAUAGAACCAAUGCCUAUUGAACCUGUUACAAGUAGUCCUGUUUUAACUACACCGAGCUCAACAGAGACAAAUGAAUAUUCAUCAACAACGCCCAAGGAUAUUGAAGAUUCAUCUUCUACUAGCGAAUCUACAGAAUCUACCGAAACUACAGAAACUGAAACUGAAUCAACAACUAUAGAUGUCACAACUACAACAGAUGAUACUACUUCGGAAACAACAACAGAAGAAGUUACAGAAACGACAACCGAAUCUAAUGAUUCAACCACAGAAUCAAAUACCUCAACAACAGAAAAUCCUGAAGAUUCAACAACCGAUUCAGAUAAGACUUCAACAGAGGAUGAUAAAUCUAGUGCGUCAACUGUAGAAGAGUCUACGUCAACUAUUCAAUCAUCCACUGAAGAUGAUAAUGCAACUAGCGGGCCAACAACGGUUUCAACUUCAAGUGUUCCUAUCACAACAAAAUCCCCGCCAACGUCGAGGCCCCCAACAACUGAAGAUAAUAACACAACAAAUGCACCAACAACUGCUUCAACUCCAAGAUUUCCUAUCACAACAAAAUCCCCUCCUACGUCGAGACCUCCAACAAAUAGGGGUCAAUCUCCACUGUUUUGUCGGGUGGUUGUUCACAACGGAAACCCCUACUACAAUUGGAUUUUCAGAGUCGUAAUCGUUCCAAAAGAAUGUCUCUUCUGUUGUCGAAUCGGAUUUUUAGGAAUGGAACAGUGCACAGCAAUUAAUCCAUACUUCUGCAGCUGUUAAAUUUAAUUUAGAACAUUUUUUAUUCACGCAAAUUAUGUAACUUUAGGUUUAAACUUUUUAAAAGUUAUUUCAUAAAUAAAUUAAGAAUUUUUUUUUUCAAUAAAAUUAUUUUUAAUCGAUGGCUCAACAA